AUGUCCCUGAGAACUCCAAAAAAAAAUUCAAAUAAUAUAUUGGAUAGUAGAAAAAGACAAUCUAAAAGAGAUGAAGCCAUUAGACGUCGUGUUGAAAACGAUCUAAGCAAGAAAAGAGCCUCAACAAAAUCAUCAAACAACAAGAGACGUUCUAAAAAUUAUCAACCAGGUACUGUAUUAUCUUUAAAACCAAGUGAUGCUGUUGUUUGUAAAACUUCAUAUACCGCUUAUGAAGCUGCUCAAUUGAUGAGUGCUAAAAGGGAAAAUUGUAUCUUGGUUGUUGAUGAUGAUGAAAAUCUAUUGGGUAUCUUUACUGCUAAAGAUUUAGCAUUCAGAGUCGUUGGUAAAGGUUUAAAAGCUGGUAGUAUUACUAUUGAUCAAAUCAUGACUGCAAAUCCAUUAUGUGCAACUUCUGAUACCCCAGCUUCUGAAGCUUUAACUUUAAUGGUUGAGAAAGGUUUCAGACAUUUACCUGUCUUGGAUGAAAAUAAUUCAAUUGUUGGUGUCUUGGAUAUAACAAAAUGUUAUCAAGAAGCUAUGGAAAAAUUAGAAAGAAUGUAUGAAUCUUCUAAAAAAUUACAUGAUGCCCUUCAAGGUGUUCAAUUGGAAAUUGGUACGUCUCAACAACCUUUACAAGUUAUUCAUUAUUUUGAAAAUUUGAAAAAUGUUAUGAAUGGUCCAACUUUAGAAUCUGUAUUGGAUGAAAAUUCAUUACCUUCUUAUGUUAAUGUUAAAACUAGUGUUUAUGAAGCUGCUUUAUUAAUGAAAGAGAAUCAUACAACUGCAGUGCUUGUUAAAGAUUCAAAUGAUGAUGUUAGUGGUAUCUUCACUUCAAAAGAUGUUGUCCUAAGAGUUAUUGCAGCUGGUUUAGAUCCUAAAACUUGUUCAGUUAUUAGAGUUAUGACUUCUCAACCUGACGUUGCCUCCAAGGAUUUAACAAUUCAAGCGGCAUUAAGAAAAAUGUUUGAUGGUCAUUAUUUAAAUUUACCAAUUGUCGAAGAUGAUGAAAUUAUUGGGAUUGUGGAAGUUUUAAAAUUAACUUAUGCAACAUUAAAUCAAAUUUCUUUAAUGAAUCAAAAUGAAACAGAUGAAAAUGAAGGACCUGCUUGGAAUAAAUUUUGGACCUCGUUAGACAAUGAUACUGAAUCAAUUCAUAGUGAUUCUCAAUUAACUGAUAAUCAAAUCAUUCCUGAUAUAAGUCAAAGUGAAAUUAAUCAAUUUUCAUUAAAUCAUAUAAAUACCCAUGAUAAUUUAGGUCCAAGUGAUUCAGUUAGUGCAACAAAUGAAAGAAUUGGUGUUAAUGGUUCUCAAGUUACAAAUAAUUCAAUAAAUAAAGAAGCCUUGAAGGAAUUACCUUAUGCUUUUAAAUUCAAAUCACCAAGUGGUAGAGUUCAUAGAAUUAAUGUUAAACCAAUUGAUGGUGUCUUGGAAUUGAGAAAUCAAAUAACCACAAAAUUAAAUAAAUUAGAAUUGGAUCAAUUAAAUAAAGAUUUGUUUGCAAUCAGUUAUAUAGAUGAUGAAGGUGAUAUUGUGGCUAUAACAAAUGAUCAAGAUUUAUUAGAUUGUGUUUUGAUUAAUAAGAAUUCAAAAUUAGAAAAAGCUGAUUUAUUUAUUCAUCAUCCUGAUCAUGAUAUUGAUUUACAAGAUUUUUAUAAUCAAAAGAAGAAAUUUAAUAAAAAAGAGGAAGUGAAACAAAGUAAGAAUAAUGAAAUCAUUCCAGGUGUUGCUAAUGAGAUUUUAUUAUCAGGUGUUGCAUUAUUCUUGGGUGCUUCAUUAUUUGUUGCAUUUUCAUUAAAUAAGAAAUAG
Hansenula anomala is the source of this 1806-nucleotide messenger RNA. RefSeq lists its product as uncharacterized. Gene Ontology annotation, molecular function: protein binding. Bases 1 to 1806 code for a protein of 601 amino acids. NCBI's taxonomy places the organism in Eukaryota, Fungi, Ascomycota, Saccharomycetes, Phaffomycetales, Wickerhamomycetaceae. The record is from RefSeq and is a predicted model, not a curated record. The transcript has 2 exons.